Messenger RNA from Sinocyclocheilus rhinocerous, 347 nucleotides. RefSeq names its product PR domain zinc finger protein 12. The record is from RefSeq and is a predicted model, not a curated record. NCBI's taxonomy places the organism in Eukaryota, Metazoa, Chordata, Actinopteri, Cypriniformes, Cyprinidae. Gene Ontology annotation, molecular function: protein binding. The transcript is spliced from 2 exons. The annotation marks the transcript as partial.
AGGUCCAGAAACUCUCCAGUUUAGUGCUGCCAAGUGAAGUCAUCAUUGCGCAGAGCUCAAUCCCUGGAGAAGGACUUGGCAUCUUCUCCAAGACCUGGAUAAAAGCUGGCACCGAGAUGGGUCCCUUCACAGGGAGGGUCAUUUCACCCGAGCAUGUAGAUCUCUUCAAGAACAACAAUCUCAUGUGGGAGGUUUUCAACGAAGAUGGCACGGUGCGCUAUUUCAUCGAUGCCAGCCAAGAGGAUCAUCGCAGCUGGAUGACUUACAUCAAAUGCGCGCGCAACGAGCAAGAACAGAACCUGGAGGUCGUGCAGAUCGGAAGCAGUAUAUUUUACACAGCAGUAGAG